This is a messenger RNA of Ornithorhynchus anatinus (platypus), 1847 nucleotides long. RefSeq names its product eukaryotic translation initiation factor 4A1 (gene EIF4A1). Gene Ontology annotation, cellular component: cytoplasmic stress granule. NCBI's taxonomy places the organism in Eukaryota, Metazoa, Chordata, Mammalia, Monotremata, Ornithorhynchidae. Gene Ontology annotation, biological process: cytoplasmic translational initiation. The transcript is spliced from 11 exons. Gene Ontology annotation, molecular function: translation initiation factor activity; RNA helicase activity; ATP binding. Bases 96 to 1304 code for a protein of 402 amino acids. The record is from RefSeq and is a predicted model, not a curated record.
CCGGGCCCCGGCGGGCAGGGGUCCCCCGCCGCCGACCCCCGUCCUGCCUCGAGAGCGAGGAGCGGGGCCGAGCGGGCAACGGAGCGAGACGGAAAAUGAACAGAAGAUCCAGAGACAAUGGCCCCGACGGAAUGGAACCCGACGGUGUCAUCGAGAGCAACUGGAACGAGAUCGUGGAUAGUUUCGAUGACAUGAACCUGUCCGAGUCUCUGCUCCGCGGCAUCUACGCCUAUGGUUUCGAGAAGCCCUCUGCCAUCCAGCAGCGAGCCAUUCUUCCUUGUAUCAAGGGUUACGAUGUGAUCGCCCAGGCCCAGUCUGGGACCGGAAAGACCGCGACCUUCGCCAUCUCCAUCCUGCAGCAGAUCGAACUGGACCUCAAGGCCACUCAGGCCCUCGUCCUGGCUCCCACCCGAGAGCUGGCCCAGCAGAUCCAGAAGGUGGUGAUGGCUCUCGGCGACUACAUGGGGGCCUCCUGCCACGCCUGCAUUGGGGGAACCAACGUGCGCGCCGAGGUCCAGAAGCUGCAGAUGGAGGCGCCGCACAUCAUCGUGGGGACGCCCGGACGCGUCUUCGACAUGCUUAACCGCCGCUACUUGUCCCCCAAGUACAUCAAGAUGUUCGUGCUGGACGAGGCCGAUGAGAUGUUGAGCCGCGGCUUCAAGGACCAGAUCUACGACAUCUUCCAGAAGCUGAGCGGCAACACCCAGGUGGUGCUGCUGUCGGCCACCAUGCCCUCGGACGUGCUGGAGGUCACCAAGAAGUUCAUGCGGGACCCCAUCCGUAUCCUGGUGAAGAAGGAGGAGCUGACCCUGGAGGGUAUCCGCCAGUUCUACAUCAACGUGGAACGCGAGGAGUGGAAGCUGGACACUCUUUGCGACCUGUAUGAGACACUCACCAUCACCCAGGCCGUCAUCUUCAUCAACACCCGCCGGAAGGUGGAUUGGCUGACAGAGAAGAUGCACGCCCGGGACUUCACCGUCUCCGCCAUGCACGGCGACAUGGACCAAAAGGAGCGAGACGUGAUCAUGCGGGAGUUCCGUUCGGGGUCCAGUCGGGUGCUCAUCACCACCGACCUGCUGGCGAGAGGCAUCGAUGUGCAGCAGGUGUCCUUGGUCAUCAACUACGACUUGCCCACCAAUCGGGAGAACUACAUCCACAGAAUCGGCCGUGGGGGCCGCUUCGGCCGCAAGGGCGUCGCCAUCAACAUGGUGACGGAGGAGGACAAACGGACCCUGCGGGACAUCGAGACCUUCUACAACACCUCCAUCGAGGAGAUGCCUCUCAACGUGGCCGACCUGAUCUGAGGCCCCGGCCCGGCCCACCCCCCGCCGCCACCGAUGCCCGAGGGCCCAAAGGGGCCAGAGAUCCAACAGGCUGGCAGCUGGGCGAGCGGGAGGGAGGGAGGGAGAGGGAGGAAGACAAGGGGCCAGCGGAGGCGGGGACCUUUGUCAACUUUUUUUUUUUUUUUUGACUUUGAAUAAAAUGUCACUUUUUGAGGCAAAAAGAAGGAAGCAUGAAAGCUUCAAACCCUUUGAUUUGGGUGGGCCCUUUCUGCCCCAGGCGCCGACCCCCCCCCACCCCAGAAACACUAAGACCCCCCCCCCCUUCAGCCCCUUCAUCACAUUCUCCACCCACCCUCCAUUCCCGGACCAAAAUGACACCCUCCCCAACCAAGGCAGAGGUUGUGGGGGAGGGUUUCCCCUGCCCCCCCAAUCCGGCUCCCACCCCCCCGCGGGGGGGAGAGGGGAGAGGACAUGGCCAUUUUUACGUUGUUUUGUAUAGUAUUUAUUGAUCCAGGAAAAAAAGGAAAACAGAAAAAUUCUGAAUAAAAUGUCUUGGAAACUGCC